AGCAUCUGCUGCUUCCGGUGAGGCGAGGCUGCCAGGCAGACUUGUCAGGGCGAGACUUCUGCUCGGUUAGAUAAAACCGAAACAAGCUUGAACGUCAUAAAAAAAGAAAGAAAGGAAACAACAACGGAAACGAAGAGCGGAAGUUUAGCAGAAGAAGGUCGAGUUGUUUUCAACUUCCGGUGAGGAAUCGAGCAGAAAAACAAACCGGUUAAAAAUAUCGAAGCAGCCAGAAUCCACGUCGGUCCAGACCUUUAAAUCUGGAAAAAAGUCACCCGGAGCCACAGAGGGGGAAAUAAAAACUUCGUCUCUGCAGGAUGUGAACGAGCCGCGGCUCAGAAACUCUCCCCUGCAGUCAGCCUGAAGCCGAAGAUCAACAGACGAGACGCUGCAGACGAACAUGGCCCUGUUCUUCUCUGGAGCCGUAACAAGCUCGCCAGUAAAGCGGAGGCUGCGUGGGAACCGCUCCUGUCAGAGCCUGGACGCCUCCCUCCUGUCGCCCGACUCCUCGUACGUCUGCUUCUCCUCGCCGGACGCCGGGUCUCCCUGCUGCUGCCGCCGCUCGCCGCGCCUCCUCACCAACGGCUACUACGACGUCACCGAGGACAGCUUCUGCCUGGACCAGGACGGCAACGUGUCGCUGACGGGCUGCAGGGCCAGCGUGUCCUACAAGGAGAACCUGGUCAGAGUCUUCAGACGCAGACGGAGACCUCGCCGGUCGCUGGUCUCUCUGCUCAGCGACGUCACAGAGAGCUGCCACUCAUGGCUGGACCAGAACGUCUUCAGAGGGAUGCUGGGAACGGGACACAGGCAGAACCCGGACCCGGAUCAGGACCUGGACCUGGACUGGGCCCAGGUCAGCCAGGAGGGACCGUCUCCGUCUCCUCUGGACGAGUCUCUGUGGUCGGAACCGACCGGCGCCGGGCUGGAGGACAGCUGGAGCUUCACGUACGAUCCCACCGAAGCUCCGCCUCCUCCAGACAAAGAAGCUGCGAAGCUCCUGAUCCAGGAGGAGAUCUGCUCCGAGAUCUGCGAGUCCAAGCAGCGCUUCACCCAGCCGUCGCUGGGCGGCCUCGCUGAAGUCCCGCCCCCUCCUGCUUUCUACAGCCGCUGCCGUCAGGCCGCCCCUGAGCCCACAGGGCUGACGAUGAAGGCUCUCCUCCUCAUCACCCUCUGCAUCUUCCUCCUCGGAGUGCUCUACUCAGGGUGUUUACGGUGGAGCGCAGCAGCGACGUCCGCCAUGUUUCUGGUGAUGUCAUCAGUGAUGUUCGUGACGAAGUCCGGUCCGAUGGGCGAGUGGCGGCGCGCCAAAACAGAGGACAUCACGUCCAGAAACGAGUAGAUGACGGGUUCCCUGUCCAGAGAAGAACCAAAACAGAACCAAGAGUUUGGAUCCAAGCUGGGACUGAAGGGUGGAACCAUGUUCUGAGCUCUGGAGGCAUUUUAGAGCCAAGCUAGCUUCGUUUUUUUACAGAAAAGACCUAAAGGGCGUCAAUCAAGACGAGGGCGACGUGCGCCUCAGGAAACGUUCAGUGAUCCGAUUCUUUUACCAGCAUCAUGUUUAGGAGGAAAACGAGCCGGUUUGAAACCGCUGAAGGAGCUCAGAGUCCCUGUGUUAGCUUAGCAGCGUGGGAAACUUCCUGUGUAACGUUAAAAACACAGAAACUGAAUCAUUUCAGGACAAUAUGAGCCCAGUGUGACCAAAAUGUGAAACUUUUUAAGCUCCGCUGAUCAAGUUCAGGCAGAAUUUGUAUUAUUUUAUGCACAAAGAUCCCCUGAAUACAGAGGUGAUGAUGCAGCGCCGUCAGGUAGAGUUCUGGUCCGCUGUAACGCGUCAGAUCCAGGCUCUGAUAAACCGUGGAGUCAUUCUGGGGUGAAACCUUAAACCUCUGGUGCCUUCAUGUCUCCUCGCAGCGUCUGCAAACUAAUUAUCACUAAUUACUCAGUUUAUUUAUCUGAGCUGAUUCGGGUUUUUACUCCCUGUGGGUUCUCAGUCCUUCAGCCUUUUCUGUACGGAACCCCAGAAAUGCUUUUAAUGAUCUAAUCCUAAAGACAUAAAUAGCUUCAGGUGAGACGCAUUGGAGGAAAACCUCUGAAAACAUUUUGUUUUUAAUUUAGUAUAAAUGUCAAUUCAGGGAAAAUCCAGCAGAAACAUUAAACAGAGCUGUUUAUUUCUAACUAUAAAUUUAUAAUUUUGCACAGAUGAGACUUUUAACUCUCAGCACAUCAGCUCAUCCCUUCAUCACCAGGCUUUUAUUUUGAAAGGAUUCGUCUCUACGAACAGAGCCCCAGCUUUCUAAUUUUCUAAUCCUGGGUGCAUUUGUGCUAAAAAUAAUGUAUAAAUACAUAAACCAAUAAAACACAUUUUCCUACAUGUGUAGCUUUAGGUGACACAUUUAUUUCAAAUGUUAAAAUAAAGAAUAGCAUUGAAAAUGCAUUCAAAGUGCAGAAUGCUAUUUAAAUAUUGAAACUACCACAACUGUAAAUACAUAAUCAAUGUUAGCACAACAUUUAAUAAUGAGAAUGCUUUUUUUUAAAUUAUGAUAAAUAUUUAAUGUUUUUUUUUUUUUUGUGAAGACACUUCCUCCACGAGGUUUUAUUUUGAAAAGUAUCUUUUUCGGUGUGAAGCUCCAGAAGGGUUGUUAUAUUCCGUACACACAGGUUAAUAAGAUUAUUAUAAACUCCAUGUUCAUGAAAGCUUUAGUUGUUAAAAUAAUAUUAAAAUCAAGAAUAAAUUAAAAACUGCUUCAUGAAUUAAUAUUCAGGGAAGAAAUGAAGCCAACUUGCUCCAAGAUUCAGAUGGAAAAUGUUAUUUCAGAUAAUUUUAAGCAAAAAAUUAUACUAUUUACCUCUCAUGUAUAUUUAGUCCUAUGUGAAUGUUUUCACUUUUAUUUUGAAAGGGAUUUUGUCGCCAUGUGGAGCCUCUGAAAAGCUUUUGUUUAUAAUCCACACAAAAAUAAUAAUAAUAAUAAUCUCCCCACUUCAGAGGCUCAAUGUUAGUAUUAUUACUGGAAGAUAAAACAAUAUGUAUUUAAUAUUUGUCUCUCUGAGGAGAAGAACUGUAGCACAAAGGCGUGACACAAAGUACUGUUUAACUUUAUAAAGCUGAGUUUUGUUUUAAUUUUGGGUCGCGCAGAGAUGAGCUGAGCUCUGGUUUCAGCCGCCGUGAUGCGUUCAAUGGCUCGGAAAAUUCAGCCCCGGAGCCAAAUAAUGUCUGAUUCAUCCUGUAGGUCCCCAGUUUGAGGAGCUGACGGGAAAGUUUAUCAAAGUGCCAAAAAUUUUAUAUCCUGAGCUAAAAUGAGGAGAAAAGUCUGAGCUUAUCAGACAUAUUUUUGAUACAGCGCUCUGCUUUACUUGGUCCUGACGGCUCUGCUUCCUGACUGUAGUAUAUUACAGAUCUAAUCUUUGUUUGUGAUGUUAAAGGUGUUUUUUUUUUGUAGUUUUAAACUACGUUUAGCUCGUUUUUAUUAGUACUGAGGAAAAAUAGGUUACUCUGCUGCCCCUGGUGGUCAUAACCAGCCAGUACAGCUUAAGGUCAACUUAAAAUAGGAUUUUUAUAUCAUAUUAAUGUGACUUUUCUGAAAGCUGUUUUUUUUUUUUUUUUACCUUUAAAGCUUUAGAUCUGUGUUAAGCACCUAACAUUUUAUUCUGCAUGUUCUGUUUUUAUUGAGAUGCACUUGGAAACGUGAUGCUCUGCUUGUGACGGCACUUGUUUUAGUUAUUUUAGCGUCUGACAGCAGGAAUUAAAUCUUAUUGCAUUCAAAGUGGAAUAAAUGAAUGGAAAAUAAAAUAAGAAAACUUGGAACUUAAAUUAAUAAAUGAAUAUAAAACUGAUGAAAAAUGAUAAUGGAUCAACUCAAUUUCAGUGCCGCUCUGCUUUAAAAUUUAAUUUCUAACCACCUGCCUGGUUGUCAGAAAGUGUUUUAUUUUAAGUGACUGUUUAUUACUAAGCAAAUAAAUGACAAAGACA
Fundulus heteroclitus (mummichog) is the source of this 3967-nucleotide messenger RNA. RefSeq names its product transmembrane protein 71 (gene tmem71). Bases 398 to 1339 code for a protein of 313 amino acids. The record is from RefSeq and is a predicted model, not a curated record. NCBI's taxonomy places the organism in Eukaryota, Metazoa, Chordata, Actinopteri, Cyprinodontiformes, Fundulidae. The transcript has 12 exons.